Messenger RNA from Zeugodacus cucurbitae (melon fly), 1137 nucleotides. RefSeq lists its product as uncharacterized. The record is from RefSeq and is a predicted model, not a curated record. NCBI's taxonomy places the organism in Eukaryota, Metazoa, Arthropoda, Insecta, Diptera, Tephritidae. Gene Ontology annotation, molecular function: phosphatase activity. Gene Ontology annotation, cellular component: cytoplasm. The transcript is spliced from 3 exons. The coding region runs from base 144 to 1079 and encodes 311 amino acids.
GCUAUCAGUUUUGUAAGUUAGUUCAACGAGCGUGGUAGAGACAGCUUAGAUUACUUUAUUAAAAGUAAAAUUUAUAAAAAAAUAUUUUUAAUUUUAUAUACUAUAAUAUAUAUGAUAAAAAAAACUCAACGUACUUGUAAAAAAUGAACAAGAAAACUAAAAAUUUAAUGGAGCUAACAAAAGCCGAAUUUUCCAAUUGGCUCAAUAGCUUCGAUACGGUGUUCUCGGAUUGUGAUGGUGUACUUUGGACACAAGGAUUAUCGAAACCACAUGCGAUAGACGGUGUACCCGAAACUAUUGCACUAUUUAAAUCGCUUGGCAAAGAGGUUUAUUUUGUCACUAAUUACUUUUUUAAUACUCGUCGUGAAAUCUGGAAGAAAGCUACAUCAUUUGGCUUUGAUAUAGAUGAAAGCCGCAUCAUAGCGCCAAUAAACACAAUUGUUGAAUAUCUGAAAGCGCGAAAUUUUAACAAAAAAGUUUAUGUAUUAGGGCCCGAACCUAUACGCACUUCAUUAAAUGAGGUGGGGAUUGAAAGUUUCGGAGUUGGCCCCGAAAUAAUACCGGAUGGACUACGUAACUUUGUUGCACAACAAUUGGACGAAAAGCAAGAUGAUGUGGGUGCCGUUGUUGUAACCUUAGAUGUAAAUUUCACUUACGCAAAAUUGUGGAAAGCUUGCAAUUAUAUUCAGUCAAAUGCAGAUUGUCUUUUCUUGGCUACUAAUUCUGAUACGGUGCAUCGUUAUCCCCGAUAUCGUGAUCCAGGUACUGGUGCACUAUUGGCCGCAUUGGAGUCUUGUGUGGAGCGUAAAGCGUUGCGAUUUGGCAAACCGAAUCCGGAGAUUUGUGAGGCAUUAAUCAAAUCGGGGAAAGUUGUGCCAGAACGUACACUCAUGAUUGGAGAUAUCGCCCAUGUCGACAUUUUAUUUGGUCAUAGAUGUGGGUUUCAAACUCUUCUUGUAGGUACAGGUCCUAGUAUAGACCAUGAAUUAAAAGAAGUGCUACAGAAUCCAAAUGCAGAUCCAAAUUAUAUACCCGAUUUCUUUGUGCCUUCUUUAGGUGAUCUAAUGAAACUUAUUUAAGAAUAUAAGUGCACGAUGUAUUACAAUGAAUAAAAUGUAAUAAUGGUUUAAAUAACUA